Paramecium octaurelia is the source of this 901-nucleotide messenger RNA. Lineage: Eukaryota; Ciliophora; Oligohymenophorea; Peniculida; Parameciidae. The record is from the annotation of a GenBank genome assembly.
AUGCAAAAAUCUCAUUCUCCAUAGCCUCGUCGUACAAACAGCAAAUAUUCAUCCUUCCCCUUCAAAUUGCCAAUGAAUAACCUUGCCCUUCCUUUAACCAACAGCCACGUUCAAUCGGAUUAAGGUAAGAACUAGUAACUACCUGUAGGAUAACAAUCAGGCAAAAAGAUUAAAUAGCUUUUGCAAGUGAAUACAAGACCACUUAUCAAUCCGGCUAAAGUUCAAAUUGAUAUUGAAAAACUACAGAUUAUUAUGAAUGGGAAGUACGAGAAAAAUAUCUCUAACACUUCCUAUUCGAUAUAGGUUGAAAAUACUCUGAAAGAAUUUCGAUCCAAGAUAGAUGAAUAAGAUAGCAUUAUUAGAUUACAGGAAUUCAAAAUAAAUAGAUUAUAAUAGGAACUCUUGUUCUCAAAAUAAUAAUAUUAGCGCAUGAUGCAAAAAUUUACAUCACUUGAUGGUAAAUAUAACUAUUAUCCGCAAUCAACUAAACUAACAAAGUCAUAAAUUAGUAUGCCCUUAAUCGAACAAAUGCCUUCAAUUAAUAAACUACUACAAGUAGAUAAUAAGAAGAAAAAAAACAUAUAAGAAAAAAUAUAAGGGCUUGUCUUGGAAAACAAAAAGUUUAGAGACGAGGUUUAAAACAAAUUUAAGGAAGUACUUUAGCUUGUAAAUGAAUUUGCCAUGGCUGUAGUCUGUUAAGCAUCAUCUCUUUACAUUUAAUAGAUACAAUCCAUCGAAUCAGUCUAUGAAAUGCAUAACAAGUAAUUUGAAGUUUAAUGAUAGUUUUACGAAAAAUGAUUAUCAAGGCAUGAGGGCGCAGUAUGAUAUUUUGAAUAGGGAAAUCCAAAUACUAGAGUAGUAGAAGGAAAUAUUAUAUGAUAAAGUAAUUUCAUUACUUUGA